Messenger RNA from Prosopis cineraria, 1668 nucleotides. RefSeq names its product lysine histidine transporter-like 6. The coding region runs from base 107 to 1420 and encodes 437 amino acids. The record is from RefSeq and is a predicted model, not a curated record. Gene Ontology annotation, cellular component: plasma membrane. The transcript is spliced from 8 exons. Lineage: Eukaryota; Viridiplantae; Streptophyta; Magnoliopsida; Fabales; Fabaceae.
CUUAAAUUAUAUAACCUUCAUUCAGUUCACUCGAGAAUUCAAGGGGGCUAUUCUGUGUUUCUCUUUGCUCUGCUGCUAGCCAACUGCUCUCUCCAGCUUAGCAAAAAUGGUCUCAGCUUCUUCUCCCCCUUCCAAGGAAGUUAAUUCAAACGCGAAAUGGACAGAAAAUGGAUCUUCCCGAAAUGCCAAAUGGUGGUACUCAACCUUUCACACCGUCACGGCCAUGAUAGGCGCCGGAGUUCUAAGCCUACCUUAUGCCAUGGCAUAUUUGGGAUGGGGACCAGGGACGAUGUUGUUGCUGUUAUCUUGGUGCCUGACCUUGAACACAAUGUGGCAAAUGAUCCAGCUCCACGAGUGUGUUCAGGGGACCCGGUUCGACCGCUAUAUUGAUCUGGGUCGACAUGCUUUCGGGCCAAAGCUCGGACCCUGGAUUGUGCUGCCUCAGCAAUUAAUUGUGCAAGUUGGGUGUGAUAUUGUGUAUAUGGUCACUGGGGGGAAAUGCCUCAAGAAGUUCGUGGAGAUAGCUUGUACUAAUUGCACACAGAUCAAGCAAUCAUACUGGAUCCUCAUCUUCGGUGGCCUCCAUUUCUUCCUUUCUCAGCUUCCCAAUUUCAACUCUGUUGCUUGUGUUUCUUUAGCAGCAGCUAUCAUGUCUCUAUGCUAUUCAACAAUCUCGUGGGUGGCAUGCUUGACCAGAGGUCCAAUAGAGAAUGUGAGCUAUGCGUACAAGAAGACAAGCUCAACGGAUUUAAUGUUCAGGGUAUUCAAUGCACUUGGUGAGAUCUCAUUUGCAUUUGCAGGCCAUGCAGUGGCACUUGAGAUUCAGGCCACAAUCCCAUCAACCCCUGAGAGACCCUCAAAAGUACCCAUGUGGAAGGGUGCUUUAGGAGCCUACUUCGUUAAUGCCAUCUGCUAUUUCCCUGUGGCCCUUAUAGGGUACUGGACUUUUGGGAGAGACGUUGAAGACAACAUCCUUUUGUCUCUUGAAAAGCCUGCUUGGCUGAUUGCUUCUGCUAAUUUGAUGGUCUUCGUUCAUGUUGUUGGUAGCUACCAGGUUUAUGCUAUGCCUGUGUUUGAUCUGAUAGAGAGGAUGAUGAUCAUGAGGUUCAGCUUCCGUCCAGGAAUUGCACUUAGACUUGUUGCUCGAUCUUCUUACGUAGCUUUUACAUUGUUCAUUGGGCUGACCUUCCCUUUCUUUGGCGAUCUUCUUGGGUUUUUUGGCGGAUUUGGUUUUGCUCCAACAGCAUAUUUUCUUCCAAGCAUAAUGUGGCUUAUAAUCAAGAAACCAAGGAGACUCAGCACCAACUGGUUCAUCAACUGGGCCGCAAUAUUCAUAGGAGUGUGUAUUAUGUUGGCAUCCACAAUUGGUGGCUUCAGGAAUAUUAUUGCUGAUGCCUCCACAUAUAGAUUCUACACUUAAUCACCUUAAUUAGUAUUGUAAUCCAAGAAUAUGUCAACUGUAAUUAGUUAACUAAUCUGCUUCGUUAAGCUGCUUUUGCUAAUGACCUUUUUUUUUUAUUUCUUAAGAAGAAAUUAUUAAGUUUAGCUUUUAGUGAGUACUAUCAGGUUCUUGGGGAGAAUAAUUACAUGGUCAUGAACUCUAUCACCAGAGUUGAUAGUGUGAUGUUGAAAUAUAAAAAUAUUUACAUGUGAAGCUUUCUCUAAAAA